This is a messenger RNA of Silurus meridionalis, 1165 nucleotides long. RefSeq names its product chromosome 16 C1orf52 homolog (gene c16h1orf52). The record is from RefSeq and is a predicted model, not a curated record. The transcript is spliced from 3 exons. Lineage: Eukaryota; Metazoa; Chordata; Actinopteri; Siluriformes; Siluridae. The coding region runs from base 110 to 817 and encodes 235 amino acids.
AGUUGUGACGUCAUUAUUCCGCGACCAAUAUGGCGGCGUGUUUUUGUUAUUGUUGAACAGGCCGAGAGCAGUUCAGGUUUAAUUCAAGAAUCCGCGGAUUCCCUACAACAUGUCUGACGAGGAGAAGGACGGGAAGGAGGAGAAGGAGGAGAAGGAGGAAGGGAGGAACUUCUUCACGGCUUACAGCGACAGCGAUUUGAGCGACAGCAGCAGCGACUCGGAGGCCGGAGAUCUGAAAUCAUCUCGGAAGAGGAAGAAGCUCGAUGUGACCAGCGGCUCGUUUGAGGGAAAAGCGGGAUCAUCCGGUGGUGAGGUGAAAACCGGAAGUGGGGGAAUACCGCUACCCAAACCGGAUGAGCUUUUCAGGUCUGUGUCCAAACCUGCGUUUCUUUACAACCCUCUGAAUAAAGAGAUCGACUGGGAGAGCCGCAUAGUCAAAGCUCCUGAAGAGCCUCGAAAAGAGUUCAAGAUGUGGAAGAACAACGCCGUUCCUCCUCCGCAGAGCUACGAGGUGAUGGAGAAGAAGGGGCCACCUCCCGGGAUGGACAUGGCCAUCAAGUGGUCCAGCGUGUACGAGGACAAUGGAGACGAUGCUCCUCACAAACAAGCGGAACUGUCUCAGGUCCUACCUGACGACGAGCUGGUGCAGUCAGAUGAUGACGAGGAGAAGGCAGAGAAGUCGUCCAUGUCGGCUAAGAAGCACAGAGUGGAGACGUUCCAGCAGAAGGAAAAGAGGAAGCGCGAUAUGGGUCAAGCCACGUCCGAUAAGAACUUUGUCGAAGAGGAAAAACGGAUCCUGAGGCAGUGUUUGGAGUGAAGGAGGAGCCGACCUUCAGAGAUGAUUGGAGAUGAUUCAGGAGAAAGACUGCUUGUGUUUACGCCGAGUGGGUUUCUGAGUGUUUUUGGUGUAACGGUGUAUCAGAUGAUCUGUAGUGUAUAAGUCAAUUCCUGUUUAUAGAGAAAUAAUAAUAACAAUAAUAAUAGAACACAGCUGGGUUUCUGAUACCAUCCAGAAGUGAAUUAUAAAAAAGUGGUUUAUUCCUUUUAUACCACAGCAAUUAGGUUUUUUUUUUGAGAGAAAAAAAAGAAAAGUCUAAAUUUCUGUUUGUCAGAAUCUUUUGUUGUUUGUGACGAACGAUCAGAUUAAACCGAAUCAGACUGAAAA